Molecule: messenger RNA, 2022 nt
Organism: Solanum stenotomum
Lineage: Eukaryota; Viridiplantae; Streptophyta; Magnoliopsida; Solanales; Solanaceae
Product: cytochrome P450 710A11
Exons: 1
Coding region: 209-1714 (501 amino acids)
Biological process (GO): sterol metabolic process
Molecular function (GO): monooxygenase activity; oxidoreductase activity, acting on paired donors, with incorporation or reduction of molecular oxygen; heme binding
Source: RefSeq, a predicted model, not a curated record
AGCUUUGGUUUUUUCUUCUUCCACGUUUUCCAACUUCUUGCACAGUUUUCACUAUAUUUUUCUCUCUCAGCUUUCUUGUUUGACCAACCUAUCCAACCUUCAUCCUACUAUAUAAACCCUACACACCAUUUAAAUCCAUAUCAUCAAAUAGUUUCCGGUGGAAGGCUAAGGAAGAAGAAGAACUAUACUGCACUGCACUGUACUGCACAUGGCAUCCAUUUGGGUCUUGUUAUCCCCAUGGAUACCUUAUUUCUUCUCUUUCAUAGCUUUUCUACUUCUUCUUGAACAGAUCUCUUACAUCAAGAAGAAGCGUUUUCUUCCUGGCCCAACUCUUGUAUUCCCCUUUCUUGGCAACGUAAUUCCCUUAGUCACAAAUCCAACUAAAUUCUGGGACCUUCAAUCAGCUUUAGCUAAGUCUACCGGACAUGGGUUCUCUGUUAACUAUAUCAUCGGUAAGUUCAUUCUUUAUAUCCACUCAACUGACCUCUCCCAUAAGGUCUUUGCCAAUGUCCGCCCCGACGCUUUCCAUCUUAUCGGUCACCCUUUUGGGAAAAAACUAUUCGGCGAGCAUAACUUGAUUUACAUGUUUGGCCAAGAACAUAAAGACCUUCGCCGACGAAUUGCCCCAAAUUUUACUCCUAAAGCUCUUGGAACUUACACUGAUAUCCAACAGAGGAUUAUUAUCAAAUACUUAAAGUCCUGGUUAGAUGAAGCAUCCAAAUCCCCUAACACCCCAAUCCCGCUUCGACUACUUUGCCGGGAUAUGAACUUAGAUACUUCCCAGACUGUGUUCGUUGGUCCAUAUUUGGAUGGAGAAUCCAGAAAGAGAUUCAAUGUUGAUUACAAUUACUUCAAUGUUGGGUUAAUGAAACUCCCUGUAGAUUUACCGGGUUUUGCCUUCAGAAAUGCUAGAUUAGCAGUUAGGAGAUUAGUCGACACCCUUUCGGUAUGUGUGGAACAGAGCUUAAACAAGAUGAAAAACGAAGAAGAACCCACAUGCUUGAUUGAUUUCUGGAUGCAGGAAAGUUUAAGAGAGAUUAAUGAAGCUAAUAGCAAUGGAUUACAAAAGCCAUUUCAGUACACUAACAAGGAACUUGGAGGUUACCUGUUCGACUUCCUCUUUGCUGCUCAAGAUGCUUCUACUUCUGCUCUGUUAUGGGCAAUCGUGCUUCUGGAUUCUCACCCACAAGUUCUGGAGAAAGUUCGGUCGGAGGUAGCGAAAUUCUGGUCGCCAGAAUCUGAGCAGCCGCUGACGGCGGAGAUGCUCAGGGAAAUGAAGUACCUGGAAGCGGUGGCGCGUGAGAUAAUCAGAAUCAGAGCUCCGGCAACUAUGGUGCCACAUAUUGCCGGCGAAGAAUUCCGGUUAACCGAAGAUUACGUUAUCCCGAAAGGAACAAUUGUGUUCCCGUCGGUUUUUGACUCGUCAUUUCAGGGUUUUCCUGAACCGGAGAAAUUUGACCCGGACCGGUUCAUGGAGGAAAGACAAGAGGAGCGGGUUUACAAAAAGAACUUUCUAGCAUUCGGAGCUGGGGCCCAUGCAUGUGUGGGCCAGAAGUAUGCUAUUAACCACUUGAUGCUUUUCAUUGCUAUGUUUACGGCUCUGAUUGAUUUCAAGAGACACAAAACCGACGGCUGUGAUGAUAUCUCGUAUAUUCCAACCAUCGCUCCAAAGGAUGAUUGCAAAGUGUUCCUUGCACAUAGGUGCACUCGAUGAUUGCCCAUUUUUAAAAAAAUUAAUCAAUUUGGUCCCAUUUUUAUUUUUUUAAAUUUUAGUGUGUACAUGUAACUUGAUCAAAUGAUUCUUUUAAAAUGUUUGUUGGAGCAAUUGAUGGAGUGGCAAAUAUUUGGGAUUGUGUGGAAGAUUUUUAAUGAAAGAAAUUCCUUUUAAUUAGUGGAGUACUUAUUAUUAUAUAUAUAUAUAUUAUGGAUAGUGUUGUUAUCAACAUGAGCUCAUAGCUUAUCAAUACGUUUAUAUUUGAUUGUAUGGGGAAUAAUUUUUAAAUGGAUAAAAUUUAUACUUUU